This is a messenger RNA of Schizosaccharomyces octosporus yFS286, 335 nucleotides long. RefSeq names its product 40S ribosomal protein S30. The transcript is spliced from 2 exons. Gene Ontology annotation, molecular function: structural constituent of ribosome. The record is from RefSeq and is a predicted model, not a curated record. NCBI's taxonomy places the organism in Eukaryota, Fungi, Ascomycota, Schizosaccharomycetes, Schizosaccharomycetales, Schizosaccharomycetaceae. Gene Ontology annotation, biological process: translation. Gene Ontology annotation, cellular component: cytosolic small ribosomal subunit; ribosome. The coding region runs from base 36 to 224 and encodes 62 amino acids.
GUUUCUUUCAUUUUCAUCUAACAACUACAGACAACAUGGGUAAAGUUCACGGAUCUUUAGCUCGUGCCGGUAAGGUGAAAUCUCAAACCCCCAAGGUUGAGAAGCAAGAAAAGCCUAAGCAACCCAAGGGACGUGCUUACAAGCGUCUCUUAUACGUUCGUCGCUUCGUCAAUGUUACCAACAUGGCUGGUGGCAAGAGAAGAAUGAACCCUUCUUCUGCUUAAGUACUAUAAACGUACUUGAAUACAAAAAUUUUUCAUCGUCAAUGAAUUGUUUUUAAUUGAUUGAUGUUCUUUUAAGAAUUGGCUGAUUAAUGUAAUCCGUUAUUUAUGCGA